This is a messenger RNA of Amoebophrya sp. A25, 721 nucleotides long. NCBI's taxonomy places the organism in Eukaryota, Dinophyceae, Syndiniales, Amoebophryaceae. The record is from the annotation of a GenBank genome assembly.
UUUGUAGGUAGUUUUGAUUAUAAUUGAUUUUUUUUUGGUGAGUGUCAAUGUAGUUGUACUAUAAAGCUGAUAAUGAAGUUAUUGAAUACAUCAUGAGCCACCAGGGUGGAAAACCUUGGCUCAAGUGAUCAACGUAGGUCCUACGGUCGUUUCAUGACUAGGCGCAUGACAGUAGAUUUUCAUCGUAGUAAAGAGAUGGCAAGCAUUUGCUAGCAUAUGGAGUAUCAGCUAUAAUAUCAUGUUCUUUCAAUAUUUUUGCAAUAAUCUCGAAAAUUUUAGCGAAUAUCAAUGACGUCCACGGUUAUGGUCAUCGUCUUUCUGCGGAGUUACCUCCUUCAGUUAUUUAUUGCUACGGUUGAGAGCGUCCAGCUAGACUAUGAUCAGACUCACAUCAUCCACAGUCGUGAUAUUCUACGAGCCUUGAUCCUCUUAUGUUCUUAGUGGCUAGAUAGUUCAAGUUCGCUUAGUUUGUAUUUACACAAAAGGUGAUAAUGAAGUUGGGUUAAAAUCAUAGCGCUUCAAAAUUGUAGAGAUUGGAGGAGGAAGUAGCAGCUACUUAUUUAUUGAAUUAUCUUCCGGAGAAAGCACGCACUUCUACGAAUCAUCUGGUUCUUGCUUUAAUGGGCUACCAAAAAAAUGCUGCUCGUUAGGAGUUCUUCAUUGAGGAUAUGGAUAUCCAUUUUGCAGGUGAUAGCUCUUGUUCUUUGAUUCGAUUACCUAU